AUGGGUUUAACUGAUACCCAAGUUGUCAUACCUGAUGAUGGUGUCGAGGAUCUAUUGACCUAUAAAAAGGCAAUGAAAGAUACUGACAAGGACAAAUGGGUGACUAACAGUGUCAUCGAGAAGAUCAGGGGAAGAAUGCAAGUUGCUCAGAGCCGUCAGAAGAGUUAUGCAGACCUCAAGCGUAAGGAACUCGAGUUUGUGGUUGGUGARCGGGUGUUUCUUCCUGUGGCACCCGUGAAGGGUAUUUUACGUUUUGGAAAGAAGGGAAAAUCAGUGCAAGUUGCGUAUAGGUUGGCCUUGCCACCAUCGUUGGCUGCAGUUCACAAUGUGUUUCUCGUGUCGAUGCUGAGAAAGUACAUCCAUGACCCUUCACACGUUUUGGAUCCUAAACUGUUACUGCUAGAUGAGUCUCUGUGCUAUAAAGAAGUACCUGUCAAAAUUUUGGCAAAAGAAACCAAGUUGUUAAGGAAUCGGACAAUUCACUUGGUUAAGGUUUUGUGGAGGAACCACCAAAUGGAAGAAGCUACUUGGGAACGGGAGGGCAACAUCAAGGCGAGAUACCCUGAACUGUUUGAUCAAUCAACUUUCGGGGACAAAAGUUUUUGA
This is a messenger RNA of Momordica charantia (bitter melon), 606 nucleotides long. The record is from RefSeq and is a predicted model, not a curated record. Lineage: Eukaryota; Viridiplantae; Streptophyta; Magnoliopsida; Cucurbitales; Cucurbitaceae.